UGACGCGCGGAAUGCGUUUGGAUGUUAGACUAUUUGGCAUAAUUUUUGGAAAAAAAAAAAUACUGUAGCAAAAAAAUACGGAACCGGUCAACUGGGUGAACACCGAUCAUAAGGCUGGAAUGAGUCACUAAUUAGAUCGAUUAAAGCAACAAAUUCGUUGAUCAGCCACCGGUGAAUUGGGAAAAGACCUGAUGUUCCGUAUAGGAGGAGAAGGGAAAAGAGAGAGUGUCGUCGUUUUGGUGACUCUUGCAGUUUUCUGCGUAUUUCGCCCUUAAUAUCAGGAUAUUAUAUCACAUUCAUAUCCUGAUUUGGGUCAGCCGAAAAGUCGAAGCCCAAAAAGCAUUAGCCCAAAAGACGAUAAAUUGCAAAAUGCACUUUGGAUCUGCAAAUACCCCAGCGAGCCGCGACAGAAGAAUCAGAAGAAAAGCCGCGACGCGACCGAUUCUUAUUAGCGACCAAAAUGCCCGCCAAACUUAAGCCACCUCUCUCCGACACCGUCUGCGUAGUCGGCUUUUUCUAGGAAUUAGGAUGAAGGAUGGAAUAGAUCGAUCGAACAAAUACGGUAGAGUAGGAGUGCCAGAGGAAUAGUUGAUGAUGACGGACUGUGCAAGUAACGAUAUACAGGAGGAGGAGGAGGAGGAGCGUCUGAAGGUGAGGGAGUUGGUGAGGAGAGAAGUAGAAGACUGGGACGACCCAGUGAAGGCGGUGGCGCGGUUCAAGGGGUUCAGCGGCCAAAGGUCCGACUGGGAAGGCCGCUAUCUCUUCUGGAGGGACCUUAUCAUCAAAGUGGCUCGACAUCUGGGGACCUUCAUCAUACGUCCUUCCCGCCUCAACAACAUUUGGUUCCGUCGGGAAGGAGCCUUGUCCCCCUUGUGCCUCCACCAAGUCCUUUUUGAGAUGCAUAAUGCUGGUGAGUUGUUGCGGGAUUCUGAUCUUACGGACCCAACAAGGACAUCAACGAGUCCAAGCGGCAGGCUUUCCCUCAUUGUAGACCUGAAUAGUUUUGACUGUGAAGAAAGAGCUCUUCAAGCUGUCCAACUUCUUUCUGACCACUGGACAUCUGCUUGUGUCAUCACGCUGACCAAGUUCCAGGAAACUUGUGGAGGACCGAAGGAAGCAUCUGCUGUCUUGAGUUACUUGUCAGGUUGUGGGAAAGCUAAAUACCUUGUGGUCAGGAAGAAGGAUGUUAUGGAGGGAGUGAAAGUCUCUCUUUCUUCAGGAGAAGUUUCUGAGGUCACUAGUCUGGAUUAUCAUGUUUUGCACUUAAUGUGGACAGUUGACAAGCUUGAGCAACAGCUUGAAGUGAUUGACCAACGCUGUCGAAAGUCUAAAAGUUCAGCCGUGGGUUGUCUAAAAUCUGGGAAUAGGAGAAUUGCCCUGAGGCAUGCAAGGGAACUGAAGUUGGCAUUUCAAAGUAGAGAGAAAUGUACACUACUUCUGAACCGUGUGCGAGAAGUCCUUAGAGUAAUUGCAGAUGCUGAGUCCUCCAGAAAGGUGUCUGAAGCAAUGAAAGUUGGUGCAGAAGCAAUAGAAAAUAAGAUUAGCAUUGAAGAAGUUGACUUAUGUCUAGAGGAUCUGGAUACAAGCAUUCGUUCAAUAAAUCAAGUGGAUGAAACUUCUAGGUAA
Molecule: messenger RNA, 1626 nt
Organism: Coffea arabica (coffee)
Lineage: Eukaryota; Viridiplantae; Streptophyta; Magnoliopsida; Gentianales; Rubiaceae
Source: RefSeq, a predicted model, not a curated record